CUUUUCCCGAAGACGUUGAUUCUGACCCAGUUAUGAUCCCGCUGUUCUACAUCUGAAUCAUACAUAAGGUGGGUAUGGCAGCCAACAGCAGAUUCUUCAGCACUCGACGGUGGAUUCGUGAUUCGUAUCAUUGAACGCAUAUGUGAGACUCAACGCAAUGAGCGCGCUCAGGAGUCUAUGCUCCGUUAAGCCUUACCGAUGAUAUCACCCUUACCACCACGACGUAUGAAUAACAAGCAUAAUGAUUGCUACAAUGACUCCGGAGCCCGCCCGGAAAUAUGGAGAUGACAGAAACAUCGGGGCACGGUACCCAAACACUCGGCCCUGCCUUGGUGCUAGAAGCUGGAUGGGCUCCACGCAUGGCGAAGAUCAAGAUAAACUAUGGAAUCGGUGAUGAGGCUGCAUUGGCUUUUAUAGGCCCGGCCGCCUUCAUUAUUAACUGGUUGCGCGUUACACUAUUGUCGUUCUUCCUACUCUGAUCUCUUCAUUCAUACUUAGACAUGUCUCAACCGACCAAUACGCUCCGUGAACAAAGCCAUCAAUCUGGCAGCGAGCCAGUCCAGAGUCCUGGUAGUGCAACUCACCAUCGACUCGCUAGACCGGCUUUGAACUUGCACAGGGGCCAAAAUUUCAGUUCAUUUGCUGCGAGUGCCUAUACCGCUGGCCGGAGAGACCGUGACCAGCAAUCACACCAAGGGACUCUGACAAGCCAACCUGAUACUCAACGUCUCAGCUGGAUUGAUGAUGAGUAUAUAAAACAAAACCCUUGGCACGACAAAAGCAAGGACAAGCCUGUGUUUAGCUUGGGUGGUCCCUUGCCACAUAUAGCGCGUGGAUCAAAGAAGCACAAAAACGGACGAGGCCUCACAAAUGAGGAGCUUGCUGAAAGAGGCGAGCUACAAUCAGAUAAGUCGGGGUCAGAGCAACACCUGAGGAGUCCAUCGACCCAACCAAUCAACCGAGAUCAGGGCGCCAGGACGACUGUUGCUGGCACAGACCACGGGGGCGGGCGGAAUGCUGGAGGCCAGCCUGUCUUUGACUACACCCACGGCCAGGGCUCGCAUAGCCCAUCAAACACCGACAACACACAACCGGAAUUCAAAAUCGACGGCGAACCUCUAGGCAAGCGAGAGCACGACGAUGUUGUGAAUGAAGAUAAAAACCCCGACGAGUACAGAAAUUGGUGGGCAAAGGUCCGAGCGAAGCACCCAGAGCCUCUUGCUGAGUUCCUAGCGACACUCGUUGCUAUUUUCCUAGGACUGUCGGGCACGCUGUCAGUCUUCCUUUCUCAGGACCAAGCGAUACCUUACGGAUCAUAUGAGACUUCUUGUUGGGCCUGGGGAUUUGCAUGGAUGUUUGGCGUGUAUCUCGGAGGCGGCGUCUCUGGUGCACACAUGAACCCUGCGAUAUCCAUUAGCCUGUCCGUAUUUCGUGGGUUUCCGUGGUUACAGUGCCUCAUUUACGUCAUAGUUCAGUUCAUUGCUGCGAUUGUGGCAGGAGCACUGGCAUACGGUGUCUUCUACGACACGAUGCACAAUGUGGAUCCUACACUUUUGCACUCUUCAAAAGCUUUCCUCUCGACACCUCAAACUUGGGUUUCGCCAGGGAAUGCGUUCUUGAACCAGUCUGUGGGCUCUGCUAUCAUGAUGAUCGUUGUCUUUGCCCUUGGCGACGACCAAAACAAUCCACCUGGUGCCGGAAUGCACGCUUUUGUACUUGGUCUUCUUGUCUCUGUUCUCAAGAUGACACUCGGAUUUAACAUCGGCUCCGCGCUCAACCCAGCUUCAGAUUUCGGACCCAGGGUCAUUGCGUAUGCCAUCGGUUAUCGCGAGGCCAACGUCUUCUCUGAUCCUUGGUGGUUCUACGGCCCGUGGGCCGCAACGCUGGUUGGAUCAUUGGUUGGAUGCGUGAUCUAUGACACCUUUAUUUUUGUUGGAUCUGAGAGUCCUGUAAACUAUAAAUACCCACCUACGAUACGGAAGAAGAUUCAACAGAAGGGCAGUCAGGUGUUGGACAAGCUGGGCAGCUCAUGAGCAAAAAUGGACAGAAAUUUAAUGUUGUAUAUCAUCUCCGAAUUUCUAUGUGCUAGAAACGCAUAAACUUCCAAAGAUUUAUCGAAGCAUAACGAUUUGACUAAGGAAAACAACAGAAGCUGUAGGGGUACAGCUCAGAACAACAGAAUGCUGAAUAAGUGAUCAAGUCUAGCAGCAAGUGUAGGCAGACCUGGGG
Molecule: messenger RNA, 2229 nt
Organism: Truncatella angustata
Lineage: Eukaryota; Fungi; Ascomycota; Sordariomycetes; Amphisphaeriales; Sporocadaceae
Product: aquaporin-like protein
Exons: 3
Coding region: 501-2033 (510 amino acids)
Biological process (GO): glycerol transmembrane transport; water transport
Cellular component (GO): plasma membrane
Molecular function (GO): glycerol channel activity; water channel activity
Source: RefSeq, a predicted model, not a curated record